Hemiscyllium ocellatum (epaulette shark) is the source of this 21539-nucleotide messenger RNA. RefSeq names its product AHNAK nucleoprotein (gene ahnak). The coding region runs from base 221 to 20113 and encodes 6630 amino acids. Gene Ontology annotation, cellular component: costamere; nucleus; cytoplasm. Gene Ontology annotation, molecular function: protein binding. Gene Ontology annotation, biological process: regulation of RNA splicing. The record is from RefSeq and is a predicted model, not a curated record. Lineage: Eukaryota; Metazoa; Chordata; Chondrichthyes; Orectolobiformes; Hemiscylliidae. The transcript is spliced from 5 exons.
UUGGUGCUCCACUUAAGUGCUGCUUUGGCGAACGGGCUAUUCCCCACAAGCAUUGGGUGCCCCGGCACGAUGGGACGGCUCGGGCUUUAGCCUAUAAAUCGCUGCCUCCAGUGCUGUGCGCCUGAAGCAAGCACAAAAGUGAAGUUACAAACCUUGCACCAACCAAAGAGCCGGCAGCGAUUUUGUUUCAUACUUUCAGAGACAGAGAAACUGCACAAAGAUGGCAAAAAAGGAAGACGAUUUAGAUGUGCUGCUCCCCAGUUGGUCAGGAGCGGCUGCGCAUGGCUUCAGUAUAAGUGGUGGUGAUGAAGGGAUCUUCAUCAAGGACGUGGUGCAGAAUUCUCCAGCUGGAAAGAGUGGAGUGAUGAAGCAAGGUGACCAAAUUGUGAGUGCAACUAUCUACUUUGAUGACAUGGGAUACGAAGAAGCACAGAAAAUAUUACAAACUGUGGACCGACACACAGUGGGGUUAAAGCUGCAUCGAAAAGGAGAAAAGCUUUCUCCUGGGGGAAGUUAUUCAUGGAAUCCAGACCGACCAGAAGCUACAAGUCCAGAUGCUAUACUGAGUGGAGAUGAUGAAGACUAUCAGAGGAUUUUCAGAACAAAAAUCAAGCCUCGCCUGAAGUCAGAAGAUGGCUCAGAGGCACCAGAUCAAGCCGACAGAACUUCCAAUGUACAUAUCACCAGAAAGGUUAUUACACGUACUAUUCAUACUUCUGGCCCUACAGUCAUGACAGACACAGACAUCCAGAAUCCAGAAUUUAAAAUAAAAGUGCCAAGAUAUGAGCAAGUCACCACUGAGAGAUCAGGACCAAAACUGGAAACAUCAGAGAUGGACGUAGACGUUAAUCUCCCAGACACUGAAGUUCUGAAAUUUCAAACAGGAGACUGUCAACGGACCACUCGUACAAUGCACAUUGUGAAAACAAAAGUUGUAGAGGUAACUGGACCAGAUAUGGAAUAUGGUCAAGCUACUUUCCAUAUGCCACAAGCCAAUAUAGCAGGACGAUAUGGAACAACAGUGCAAAUACCUGAUCUUGAUUGCAAAGCCGGGAUGACAAAUGUGAAAGAUUCAGUUAUUGAUAUUAAUACAAUUGGAGCAAAAACAGUAAUUGCUUCUCCAAAGACUGAUGCUGAUCUUAAUGUAUCUGGAAGUUGUGACAAUUUAAAAGGUCCAAGAACUGAUGGUCAAAAGUUAAAAAUGCAACUUGAUGGUUCAAGUUUGAACACACAAGAUGGGAAACUAAAUAUCAAAAUGAAGACACCAGGCUUCAGUGUUUCAGGAUCAGAUAUAAAUACAAAUACAUGGACAAAAACAGAAGCACCGGAUCUGAAUAUCGGUAUGAAUGUUCCAGAGGCAGACAUUAAAAUAUCUGGACCAAGGAUAGAAAGCGAUGUUGAAAUACCCGCAGUAGAUAUGAAUGUUGGAGGGGGUGAUAGUGAAAUCAAGAGUUCGAAUUUUAACUUGCCAGGAAUCAGACACAAAAUUUGUGAGCCCGAUUUUAACCUGGAAGGCAAAGGUGCAAAAGCAACAGUGAAUGUUGAUGUGCCUGACAUUAAACGGGAGAGUGGCAUCAAAAGCCCUACACUUAACAAGACGGGAUUCACUAUCUAUGGGCCAAAGGUACCAAAGCCAGAUAUUUGCUUGGAGCAGAAAGGUCCAAAUGUUGAAUUACCUGACAUCAAACUACAGGGUGACGUCAAGGGUCUAGAUCUGAAUACUAGUGAUCCAAAAGUUGGUAUUAAGCAACCUGACAUUAAGGAAAGGGGGCUUAAGUUUUCAGUGCCUUCUACGAAUCUGCCCACUGUAAAAACUGCAGACAUUGACUUAAAUCUUAAAGGCUCAAUAGGGAAGGGUGACCAUGGUACUGAUCUCCCCUCAGCAAAUAUAAAGGGAGAGAUCAAAGAACUCAAACGAGAUAUAAAAACAGAUAUACCAGACACUGACAUUAGAUGGCACAGUACAAAUGCUAAUUCAAAGGGACCAAAGAUAGAAGGUGACAUUUGUGUACCUGAUGUGGAUUUAAAUGUCAGAGGAGGGUCAACUAAAAUCAAAGGUCCCGAUUUAAAGAUGCCAGAUUUAAGCAUCUCAGGUCCAAAGAUCGAAAAGCCUGAUAUCAAUCUGAAAUUCAUAGGCCCAAAAAGCACAGCAGAUGUUGAUGCCACCACUCUUAAGCUAGAAGGUGAUCUAAAAGGCCCAGAUGUAAAUAUUGAAGGGCCUAAAGUUGAUAUUGAGGGAGCUCAUACCAAAAGUAGUGACCUUACAUUUUCAAUACCUGCUGUAGGUUUACACAAAGUAAGCAGUCGGGGCAUUGAUUUGAGUCUUAAAGGACCAGGGGUGAAAGCUGACCAUGAUAUUGACCUGCCCUCUGCAAAUGUUCAGGGUCACAUUAAAGGACCCAAGGUGGAUAUAGAUGUUCCUGAGGCUGAUAUUAAGGGUCCCAGUGGAUCGCUCCACAUGCCCAAAUUCAAAAUGCCCAGGUUUGGACGCGAUGGCAGUAAAGUAGAGGGCCCCAAUGUGAAUAUUGAUGCAAAUCUUCCAGUUGCAGAUGUCAGUUUAACUGGACCAAACAUAGAAGGUAAGAUGGAUACACCUGACGUGGAUCUUGAUGUUGGUGGAGGCUCUGGUAAAAUCAAAACCCCGAAAAUUACAAUGCCAGAUUUCAAUAUAUCAGGACGCAAGUUUGGUCUCAAAGGUCCAGAGGUAAAAGCUGACCAUGAUAUUGACCUUCCCUCUGCAAUUGUUAGGGGUGACAUCAAAGGACCCAAGGCAGAUAUAGAUGUUCCUAGAGUUGAUAUUAAGGGUUCCAGUGAAUCGUUUCACAUCCCUAAAUUUAAAAAGCCCACUUUUGGAAUGAGUGGAGGGAAACUAGAGGGCCCCGAUGUCAAUAUUCAUGCAAAUCUUCCAGCUGGAGAUGUCAGCCUAACUGGUCCAAAGAUAGAAGGUGAUAUUGAUGUACCUGACGUAGAUCUAGAUGUUGGUGGAGGCUCUACUAAAAUCAAAGGCCCAAAACUUAAAAAGCCAGAUUUCAAUAUAUCACGACCCAAGUUUGAAAAGCCAGAUUGGAAUUUGAAAUUCAAGGGACCAAAGGCUGGAGCAGAUGUCGAUGUCCCAGAUGUUAAUCUCGAGGGUGAUCUCAAAGGGCCAGAUGUCAACAUUAAAGGUCCUAAAGUUGAUAUUGAGGGACCCGAGGCCAAAGGAAGUGGUUUCAAUAUUUCAAUGCCUUCAGUGUCAUUGCCCAAGGUCAAGGUUCCUGACUUUGAUUUGGGUCUCAAAGGCCCAGAGGUGAAAGGUGAAUACGAUAUUGACCUUCCCUCUACCGAUAUAAAGGGUGACAUCAAAGGACCAAAGGUGGAUAUAGAUGUUCCUGAGGCUGAUAUUACGGGUUCCAGUGGAUCAUUCCACAUGCCCAAAUUCAGAAUGCCCAAGUUUGGAUUCGGUAGUGGUAAAGUAGAGGGCCCCGAUGUCAAUAUUGAUGGAAAUCUUCCAGCUGCAGAUGUCAGUCUAACUGGUCCAAAGAUAAAAAGUGAUAUUGAUGUACCUGAUGUACAUGUAGACGUUGGUGGAGGCUCUGGUAAAAUCAAAGGCCCAGAAUUUAAAAUGCCAGAUUUCAAUAUAUCAGGACCCAAGUUUGAAAAGCCAGAUUGGAAUUUGAAAUUCAAGGGACCAAAGGCUGGAGCAGAUGUCGAUGUCCCAGAUGUUAAUCUCGAGGGUGACCUCAAAGGGCCAGAUGUCAACAUUAAAGGUCCUAAAGUUGAUAUUGAGGGACCCGAGGCCAAAGGAAGUGGUUUCAAUAUUUCAAUGCCUUCAGUGUCAUUGCCCAAGGUCAAGGUUCCUGACUUUGAUUUGAGUCUCAAAGGCCCAGAGGUGAAAGGUGAACACGACAUUGACCUCCCCUCAGCCGAUAUAAAGGGUGACAUCAAAGGUCCAAAGGUGGACAUAGAUGUUCCUGAGGCUGACAUUAAGGGGCCCAGUGGAUCAUUCCACAUGCCCAAAUUCAGAAUGCCCAAGUUUGGAUUCGGUAGUGGUAAAGUAGAAGGCCCCGAUGUCAAUAUUGAUGGAAAUCUUCCAGCUGCAGAUGUCAGUUUAACUGGUCCAAAGAUAGAAGGUGAUAUUGAUGUACCUGACGUAGAUCUAGAUGUUGGUGGAGGCUCUGCUAAAAUCAAAGGCCCAAAACUUAAAAUGCCAGAUUUCAAUAUAUCAGGACCCAAGUUUGAAAAGCCAGAUUGGAAUUUGAAAUUCAAGGGACCAAAGGCUGGAGCAGAUGUCGACGUCCCAGAUGUUAAUCUCGAGGGUGAUCUCAAAGGGCCAGAUGUCAACAUUAAAGGUCCUAAAGUUGAUCUUGAGGGACCUGAGGCCAAAGGAAGUGGUUUCAAUAUUUCAAUGCCUUCCAUGUCAUUGCCCAAGGUCAAGGUUCCUGACAUUGAUUUGAGUCUCAAAGGUCCAGAGGUGAAAGGUGAACACGAUAUUGACCUCCCCUCAGCUAAUAUAAAGGGUGACAUUAAAGGACCCAAGGUGGAUAUAGAUGUUCCUGAGGCUGAUAUUAAGGGGCCCAGUGGAUCAUUCCACAUGCCCAAAUUCAAAAUGCCCAAGUUUGGAUUCGGUAGUGGUAAAGUAGAGGGUCCCGAUGUCAAUAUUGAUGGAAAUCUUCCAGCUACAGAUGUCAGUUUAACUGGUCCAAAGAUAGAAGGUGAUAUUGAUGUACCUGACGUAGAUCUAGAUGUUGGUGGAGGCUCUGGUAAAAUCAAAGGCCCAAAACUUAAAAUGCCAGAUUUCAAUAUAUCAGGACCCAAGUUUGAAAAGCCAGAUUGGAAUUUGAAAUUCAAGGGACCAAAGGCCGGAGCAGAUGUCGAUGUCCCAGAUGUUAAUCUCGAGGGUGAUCUCAAAGGGCCAGAUGUCAACAUUAAAGGUCCUAAAGUUGAUAUUGAGGGACCCGAGGCCAAAGGAAGUGGUUUCAAUAUUUCAAUGCCUUCAGUGUCAUUGCCCAAGGUCAAAGUUCCUGACUUUGAUUUGAGUCUCAAAGGCCCAGAGGUGAAAGGUGAACAUGAUAUUGACCUCCCCUCUACCGAUAUAAAGGGUGACAUUAAGGGACCUAAGGUGGAUAUAGAUGUUCCUGAGGCUGAUAUUAAGGGGCCCAGUGGAUCAUUCCACAUGCCCAAAUUCAAAAUGCCCAAGUUUGGAUUCGGUAGUGGGAAAGUAGAGGGCCCGGAUGUCAAUAUCGAUGGAAAUCUUCCAACUGCAGAUGUCAGCCUAAGUGGUCCAAAGGUAGAAGGUGAUAUUGAUGUACCUGACGUAGAUCUAGAUGUUGGUGGAGGCUCUGGUAAAAUCAAAGGCCCAAAAUUUAAAAUGCCAGAUUUCAAUAUAUCAGGACCCAAGUUUGAAAAGCCAGAUUGGAAUUUGAAAUUCAAGGGACCAAAGGCUGGAGCAGAUGUCGAUGUCCCAGAUGUUAAUCUAGAGGGUGAUCUCAAAGGGCCAGAUGUCAACAUUAAAGGUCCUAAAGUUGAUAUUGAGGGACCCGAGGCCAAAGGAAGUGGUUUCAAUAUUUCAAUGCCUUCAGUGUCAUUGCCCAAGGUCAAGGUUCCUGACUUUGAUUUGAGUCUCAAAGGCCCAGAGUUGAAAGGUGAACACGACAUUGACCUCCCCUCAGCCGAUAUAAAGGGUGACAUCAAAGGUCCAAAGGUGGACAUAGAUGUUCCUGAGGCUGACAUUAAGGGGCCCAGUGGAUCAUUCCACAUGCCCAAAUUCAAAAUGCCCAAGUUUGGAUUCGGUAGUGGUAAAGUAGACGGCCCCGAUGUCAAUAUUGAUGGAAAUCUUCCAGCUGCAGGUGUCAGUUUAACUGGUCCAAAGAUAGAAGGUGAUAUUGAUGUACCUGACGUAGAUCUAGAUGUUGGUGGAGGCUCUGGUAAAAUCAAAGGCCCAAAACUUAAAAUGCCAGAUUUCAAUAUAUCAGGACCCAAGUUUGAAAAGCCAGAUUGGAAUUUGAAAUUCAAGGGACCAAAGGCCGGAGCAGAUGUCGAUGUCCCAGAUGUUAAUCUCGAGGGUGAUCUUAAAGGGCCAGAUGUCAACAUUAAAGGUCCUAAAGUUGAUAUUGAGGGACCCGAGGCCAAAGGAAGUGGUUUCAAUAUUUCAAUGCCUUCAGUGUCAUUGCCCAAGGUCAAAGUUCCUGACUUUGAUAUGAGUCUCAAAGGCCCAGAGGUGAAAGGUGAACAUGAUAUUGACCUCCCCUCUACCGAUAUAAAGGGUGACAUCAAGGGACCUAAGGUGGAUAUAGAUGUUCCUGAGGCAGACAUUAAGGGGCCCAGUGGAUCAUUCCACAUGCCCAAAUUCAAAAUGCCCAAGUUUGGAUUCGGUAGUGGUAAAGUAGAGGGCCCCGAUGUCAAUAUUGAUGGAAAUCUUCCAACUGCAGAUGUCAGCCUAAGUGGUCCAAAGAUAGAAGGUGAUAUUGAUGUACCUGACAUAGAUCUAGAUGUUGGUGGAGGCUCUGGUAAAAUCAAAGGCCCAAAACUUAAAAUGCCAGAUUUCAAUAUAUCAGGACCCAAGUUUGAAAAGCCAGAUUGGAAUUUGAAAUUCAAGGGACCAAAGGCUGGAGCAGACGUCGAUGUCCCAGAUGUUAAUCUCGAGGGUGAUCUCAAAGGGCCAGAUGUCAACAUUAAAGGUCCUAAAGUUGAUCUUGAGGGACCUGAGGCCAAAGGAAGUGGUUUCAAUAUUUCAAUGCCUUCAGUGUCAUUGCCCAAGAUCAAGGUUCCUGACAUUGAUUUGAGUCUCAAAGGUCCAGAGGUGAAAGGUGAACACGAUAUUGACCUCCCCUCAGCUAAUAUAAAGGGUGACAUUAAAGGACCCAAGGUGGAUAUAGAUGUUCCUGAGGCUGAUAUUAAGGGGCCCAGUGGAUCAUUCCACAUGCCCAAAUUCAAAAUGCCCAAGUUUGGAUUCGGUAGUGGUAAAGUAGAGGGCCCCGAUGUCAAUAUUGAUGGAAAUCUUCCAACUGCAGAUGUCAGCCUAAGUGGUCCAAAGAUAGAAGGUGAUAUUGAUGUACCUGACGUAGAUCUAGAUGUUGGUGGAGGCUCUGGUAAAAUCAAAGGCCCAAAACUUAAAAUGCCAGAUUUCAAUAUAUCAGGACCCAAGUUUGAAAAGCCAGAUUGGAAUUUGAAAUUCAAGGGACCAAAGGCUGGAGCAGAUGUCGAUGUCCCAGAUGUUAAUCUCGAGGGUGAUCUCAAAGGGCCAGAUGUUAACAUUAAAGGUCCUAAAGUUGAUCUUGAGGGACCUGAGGCCAAAGGAAGUGGUUUCAAUAUUUCAAUGCCUUCAGUGUCAUUGCCCAAGAUCAAGGUUCCUGACAUUGAUUUGAGUCUCAAAGGUCCAGAGGUGAAAGGUGAACACGAUAUUGACCUCCCCUCAGCUAAUAUAAAGGGUGACAUUAAAGGACCCAAGGUGGAUAUAGAUGUUCCUGAGGCUGAUAUUAAGGGGCCCAGUGGAUCAUUCCACAUGCCCAAAUUCAAAAUGCCCAAGUUUGGAUUCGGUAGUGGUAAAGUAGAGGGCCCCGAUGUCAAUAUUGAUGGAAAUCUUCCAGCUGCAGAUGUCAGUUUAACUGGUCCAAAGAUAGAAGGUGAUAUUGAUGUACCUGACGUAGAUCUAGAUGUUGGUGGAGGCUCUGCUAAAAUCAAAGGCCCAAAACUUAAAAUGCCAGAUUUCAAUAUAUCAGGACCCAAGUUUGAAAAGCCAGAUUGGAAUUUGAAAUUCAAGGGACCAAAGGCUGGAGCAGAAGUCGAUGUCCCAGAUGUUAAUCUCGAGGGUGAUCUCAAAGGGCCAGAUGUCAACAUUAAAGGUCCUAAAGUUGAUAUUGAGGGGCCCGAGGCCAAAGGAAGUGGUUUCAAGAUGUCAAUACCUUCCAUAGGAUUGCCUAAAAUCAAGGCUCCUGAUUUUGACUUGAGUCUCAAAGGCCCAGAGGUGAAAGCUGACCUCCCCUCUGCUGAUAUGAAGGGUGAAAUGAAAGGACCCAAGGUGAAUAUAGAUGUUCCUGAAGCUGAUGUCAAAGGUCACAGUGGAAAGUUCCGGAUGCCACGGUUUAAAAUGUCUAAGUUCGGAAUAGGUGGAGGAAAAGUAGAAGGUCCCAGUAUGAAUAUUGAGACCAGCAUUCCUGCUGCAGAUGUCAGCCUAAGUGGUCCAAAGAUAGAAGGUGAUGUUGAUGUACCCAAAGUAGAUGUAGACAUUGGUGGUGGAAGUAAAAUGAAAGGACAUAAGUUUAAAAUGCCAGACAUUAGUCUUUCAGGACCGAAAGUCAAAUCACCUGAUUUUGAUGUCAAGCUGCAGGGUCCAAAGAUUACUGGAGAUGUUGAUGUCCCAGAUGUUAAUCUUGAAGGUGAUCUCAAAGGACCAAAUGUGAAAAUUAAAGGUGCCAAAAUGGAGGGACCUGAUGCAAAAGGAAGUGGUUUCAAUAUUUCAAUGCCUUCCAUAGGUUUGCCCAAGAUUAAGGCUCCUGAUUUUGAUUUAAGUCUAAAAGGCCCAGAGGUAAAAGCAAAACAUGAUAUUGACCUACCAUCUGUUGAUAUAAAGGGUGACAUCAAAGGUCCCAAGGGGGACUUAGAUGUUCCUGAGGCUGACAUUAAGGGGCCCAGUGGAUCAUUCCACAUGCCCAAAUUCAGAAUGCCCAAGUUUGGAUUUGGUAGUGGUAAAGUAGAGGGCCCUGAUGUCAAUAUCGAUGGAAAUCUUCCAACUGCAGAUGUCAGCCUAAGUGGUCCAAAGAUAGAAGGUGAUAUCGAUGUACCUGAUGUAGAUCUAGAUGUUGGUGGAGGCUCUGGUAAAAUCAAAGGCCCGAAAUUUAAAAUGCCAGAUUUCAAUAUAUCAGGACCCAAGUUUGAAAAGCCAGAUUGGAAUUUGAAAUUCAAGGGACCAAAGGCUGGAGCAGAUGUCGAUGUCCCAGAUGUUAAUCUCGAGGGUGAUCUCAAAGGGCCAGAUGUCAACAUUAAAGGUCCUAAAGUUGAUAUUGAGGGACCCGAGGCCAAAGGAAGUGGUUUCAAUAUUUCAAUGCCUUCAGUGUCAUUGCCCAAGGUCAAGGUUCCUGACUUUGAUUUGAGUCUCAAAGGCCCAGAGGUGAAAGGUGAACAUGAUAUUGACCUCCCCUCUACUGAUAUAAAGGGUGACAUCAAGGGACCUAAGGUGGAUAUAGAUGUUCCUGAGGCAGACAUUAAGGGUCCCAGUGGAUCAUUCCAAAUGCCCAAAUUCAAAAUGCCCAAGUUUGGAUUCGGUAGUGGUAAAGUAGAGGGCCCCGAUGUCAAUAUUGAUGGAAAUCUUCCAACUGCAGAUGUCAGCCUAAGUGGUCCAAAGAUAGAAGGUGAUAUUGAUGUACCUGAUGUAGAUCUAGAUGUUGGUGGAGGCUCUGGUAAAAUCAAAGGCCCAAAAUUUAAAAUGCCAGAUUUCAAUAUAUCAGGACCCAAGUUUGAAAAGCCAGAUUGGAAUUUGAAAUUCAAGGGACCAAAGGCUGGAGCAGAUGUCGAUGUCCCAGAUGUUAAUCUUGAGGGUGAUCUCAAAGGGCCAGAUGUCAACAUUAAAGGUCCUAAAGUUGAUAUUGAGGGACCCGAGGCCAAAGGAAGUGGUUUCAAUAUUUCAAUGCCUUCCAUGUCAUUGCCCAAGAUCAAGGUUCCUGACUUUGAUUUGAGUCUUAAAGGUCCAGAGGUGAAAGGUGAACAUGAUAUUGACCUCCCCUCUACCGAUAUAAAGGGAGACAUCAAAGGACCUAAGGUGGAUAUAGAUGUUCCUGAGGCAGACAUUAAGGGGCCCAGUGGAUCAUUCCACAUGCCCAAAUUCAAAAUGCCCAAGUUUGGAUUCGGUAGUGGUAAAGUAGAGGGCCCCGAUGUCAAUAUUGAUGGAAAUCUUCCAACUGCAGAUGUCAGCCUAAGUGGUCCAAAGAUCGAAGGUGAUAUUGAUGUACCUGAUGUAGAUCUAGAUGUUGGUGGAGGCUCUGGUAAAAUCAAAGGCCCAAAAUUUAAAAUGCCAGAUUUCAAUAUAUCAGGACCCAAGUUUGAAAAGCCAGAUUGGAAUUUGAAAUUCAAGGGACCAAAGGCCGGAGCAGAUGUCGAUGUCCCAGAUGUUAAUCUUGAGGGUGAUCUCAAAGGGCCAGAUGUCAACAUUAAAGGUCCUAAAGUUGAUAUUGAGGGACCCGAGGCCAAAGGAAGUGGUUUCAAUAUUUCAAUGCCUUCCAUGUCAUUUCCCAAGAUCAAGGUUCCUGACUUUGAUUUGAGUCUUAAAGGUCCAGAGGUGAAAGGUGAACAUGAUAUUGACCUCCCCUCUACCGAUAUAAAGGGUGACAUCAAAGGACCUAAGGUGGAUAUAGAUGUUCCUGAGGCAGACAUUAAGGGUCCCAGUGGAUCAUUCCAAAUGCCCAAAUUCAAAAUGCCCAAGUUUGGAUUCGGUAGUGGUAAAGUAGAGGGCCCCGAUGUCAAUAUUGAUGGAAAUCUUCCAACUGCAGAUGUCAGCCUGAGUGGUCCAAAGAUAGAAGGUGAUAUUGAUGUACCUGACGUAGAUCUAGAUGUUGGUGGAGGCUCUGGUAAAAUCAAAGGUCCAAAAUUUAAAAUGCCAGAUUUCAAUAUAUCAGGACCCAAGUUUGAAAAGCCAGAUUGGAAUUUGAAAUUCAAGGGACCAAAGGCCGGAGCAGAUGUUGAUGUUCCAGAUGUUAAUCUUGAGGGUGAUCUCAAAGGGCCAGAUGUCAACAUUAAAGGUCCUAAAGUUGAUAUUGAGGGACCCGAGGCCAAAGGAAGUGGUUUCAAUAUUUCAAUGCCUUCCAUGUCAUUGCCCAAGAUCAAGGUUCCUGACUUUGAUUUGAGUCUUAAAGGUCCAGAGGUGAAAGGUGAACAUGAUAUUGACCUCCCCUCUACCGAUAUAAAGGGUGACAUCAAAGGACCUAAGGUGGAUAUAGAUGUUCCUGAGGCAGACAUUAAGGGUCCCAGUGGAUCAUUCCAAAUGCCCAAAUUCAAAAUGCCCAAGUUUGGAUUCGGUAGUGGUAAAGUAGAGGGCCCUGAUGUCAAUAUUGAUGGAAAUCUUCCAACUGCAGAUGUCAGCCUAAGUGGUCCAAAGAUAGAAGGUGAUGUUGAUGUACCUGACGUAGAUCUAGAUGUUGGUGGAGGCUCUGGUAAAAUCAAAGGCCCAAAAUUUAAAAUGCCAGAUUUCAAUAUAUCAGGACCCAAGUUUGAAAAGCCAGAUUGGAAUUUGAAAUUCAAGGGACCAAAGGCUGGAGCAGAUGUCGAUGUCCCAGAUGUUAAUCUCGAGGGUGAUCUCAAAGGGCCAGAUGUCAACAUUAAAGGUCCUAAAGUUGAUAUUGAGGGACCCGAGGCCAAAGGAAGUGGUUUCAAUAUUUCAAUGCCUUCCAUGUCAUUGCCCAAGAUCAAGGUUCCUGACUUUGAUUUGAGUCUUAAAGGUCCAGAGGUGAAAGGUGAACAUGAUAUUGACCUCCCCUCUACCGAUAUAAAGGGAGACAUCAAAGGACCUAAGGUGGAUAUAGAUGUUCCUGAGGCAGACAUUAAGGGGCCCAGUGGAUCAUUCCACAUGCCCAAAUUCAAAAUGCCCAAGUUUGGAUUCGGUAGUGGUAAAGUAGAGGGCCCCGAUGUCAAUAUUGAUGGAAAUCUUCCAACUGCAGAUGUCAGCCUAAGUGGUCCAAAGAUCGAAGGUGAUAUUGAUGUACCUGAUGUAGAUCUAGAUGUUGGUGGAGGCUCUGGUAAAAUCAAAGGCCCAAAAUUUAAAAUGCCAGAUUUCAAUAUAUCAGGACCCAAGUUUGAAAAGCCAGAUUGGAAUUUGAAAUUCAAGGGACCAAAGGCCGGAGCAGAUGUCGAUGUCCCAGAUGUUAAUCUUGAGGGUGAUCUCAAAGGGCCAGAUGUCAACAUUAAAGGUCCUAAAGUUGAUAUUGAGGGACCCGAGGCCAAAGGAAGUGGUUUCAAUAUUUCAAUGCCUUCCAUGUCAUUUCCCAAGAUCAAGGUUCCUGACUUUGAUUUGAGUCUUAAAGGUCCAGAGGUGAAAGGUGAACAUGAUAUUGACCUCCCCUCUACCGAUAUAAAGGGUGACAUCAAAGGACCUAAGGUGGAUAUAGAUGUUCCUGAGGCAGACAUUAAGGGUCCCAGUGGAUCAUUCCAAAUGCCCAAAUUCAAAAUGCCCAAGUUUGGAUUCGGUAGUGGUAAAGUAGAGGGCCCCGAUGUCAAUAUUGAUGGAAAUCUUCCAACUGCAGAUGUCAGCCUGAGUGGUCCAAAGAUAGAAGGUGAUAUUGAUGUACCUGACGUAGAUCUAGAUGUUGGUGGUGGCUCUGGUAAAAUCAAAGGUCCAAAAUUUAAAAUGCCAGAUUUCAAUAUAUCAGGACCCAAGUUUGAAAAGCCAGAUUGGAAUUUGAAAUUCAAGGGACCAAAGGCCGGAGCAGAUGUCGAUGUCCCAGAUGUUAAUCUUGAGGGUGAUCUCAAAGGGCCAGAUGUCAACAUUAAAGGUCCUAAAGUUGAUAUUGAGGGACCCGAGGCCAAAGGAAGUGGUUUCAAUAUUUCAAUGCCUUCCAUGUCAUUGCCCAAGAUCAAGGUUCCUGACUUUGAUUUGAGUCUUAAAGGUCCAGAGGUGAAAGGUGAACAUGAUAUUGACCUCCCCUCUACCGAUAUAAAGGGUGACAUCAAAGGACCUAAGGUGGAUAUAGAUGUUCCUGAGGCUGACAUUAAGGGGCCCAGUGGAUCAUUCCAAAUGCCCAAAUUCAAAAUGCCCAAGUUUGGAUUCGGUAGUGGUAAAGUAGAGGGCCCUGAUGUCAAUAUUGAUGGAAAUCUUCCAACUGCAGAUGUCAGCCUAAGUGGUCCAAAGAUAGAAGGUGAUAUUGAUGUACCUGACGUAGAUCUAGAUGUUGGUGGAGGCUCUGGUAAAAUCAAAGGCCCAAAAUUUAAAAUGCCAGAUUUCAAUAUAUCAGGACCCAAGUUUGAAAAGCCAGAUUGGAAUUUGAAAUUCAAGGGACCAAAGGCUGGAGCAGAUGUCAGUGUCCCAGAUGUUAAUCUCGAGGGUGAUCUCAAAGGGCCAGAUGUCAACAUUAAAGGUCCUAAAGUUGAUAUUGAGGGACCCGAGGCCAAAGGAAGUGGUUUCAAUAUUUCAAUGCCUUCAGUGUCAUUGCCCAAGGUCAAGGUUCCUGACUUUGAUUUGAGUCUCAAAGGCCCAGAGGUGAAAGGUGAACAUGAUAUUGACCUCCCCUCUACUGAUAUAAAGGGUGACAUCAAGGGACCUAAGGUGGAUAUAGAUGUUCCUGAGGCUGAUAUUAAGGGGCCCAGUGGAUCAUUCCACAUGCCCAAAUUCAAAAUGCCCAAGUUUGGAUUCGGUAGUGGUAAAGUAGAGGGCCCCGAUGUCAAUAUUGAUGGAAAUCUUCCAACUGCAGAUGUCAGCCUAAGUGGUCCAAAGAUAGAAGGUGAUAUUGAUGUACCUGACGUAGAUCUAGAUGUUGGUGGAGGCUCUGGUAAAAUCAAAGGCCCAAAAUUUAAAAUGCCAGAUUUCAAUAUAUCAGGACCCAAGUUUGAAAAGCCAGAUUGGAAUUUGAAAUUCAAGGGACCAAAGGCUGGAGCAGAUGUCGAUGUCCCAGAUGUUAAUCUCGAGGGUGAUCUCAAAGGGCCAGAUGUCAACAUUAAAGGUCCUAAAGUUGAUAUUGAGGGACCCGAGGCCAAAGGAAGUGGUUUCAAUAUUUCAAUGCCUUCAGUGUCAUUGCCCAAGGUCAAGGUUCCUGACUUUGAUUUGAGUCUCAAAGGCCCAGAGGUGAAAGGUGAACAUGAUAUUGACCUCCCCUCUACCGAUAUAAAGGGUGACAUCAAGGGACCUAAGGUGGAUAUAGAUGUUCCUGAGGCUGAUAUUAAGGGGCCCAGUGGAUCAUUCCACAUGCCCAAAUUCAAAAUGCCCAAGUUUGGAUUCGGUAGUGGUAAAGUAGAGGGCCCCGAUGUCAAUAUUGAUGGAAAUCUUCCAACUGCAGAUGUCAGCCUAAGUGGUCCAAAGAUAGAAGGUGAUAUUGAUGUACCUGACAUAGAUCUAGAUGUUGGUGGAGGCUCUGGUAAAAUCAAAGGCCCAAAAUUUAAAAUGCCAGAUUUCAAUAUAUCAGGACCCAAGUUUGAAAAGCCAGAUUGGAAUUUGAAAUUCAAGGGACCAAAGGCUGGAGCAGAUGUCGAUGUCCCAGAUGUUAAUCUCGAGGGUGAUCUCAAAGGGCCAGAUGUCAACAUUAAAGGUCCUAAAGUUGAUAUUGAGGGACCCGAGGCCAAAGGAAGUGGUUUCAAUAUUUCAAUGCCUUCAGUGUCAUUGCCCAAGGUCAAGGUUCCUGACUUUGAUUUGAGUCUCAAAGGCCCAGAGGUGAAAGGUGAACAUGAUAUUGACCUCCCCUCUACCGAUAUAAAGGGUGACAUCAAGGGACCAAAGGUGGAUAUAGAUGUUCCUGAGGCUGAUAUUAAGGGUCCCAGUGGAUCAUUCCAAAUGCCCAAAUUCAAAAUGCCCAAGUUUGGAUUCGGUAGUGGUAAAGUAGAGGGCCCCGAUGUCAAUAUUGAUGGAAAUCUUCCAACUGCAGAUGUCAGCCUGAGUGGUCCAAAGAUAGAAGGUGAUAUUGAUGUACCUGACGUAGAUCUAGAUGUUGGUGGAGGCUCUGGUAAAAUCAAAGGUCCAAAAUUUAAAAUGCCAGAUUUCAAUAUAUCAGGACCCAAGUUUGAAAAGCCAGAUUGGAAUUUGAAAUUCAAGGGACCAAAGGCUGGAGCAGAUGUCGAUGUCCCAGAUGUUAAUCUCGAGGGUGAUCUCAAAGGGCCAGAUGUCAACAUUAAAGGUCCUAAAGUUGAUAUUGAGGGACCCGAGGCCAAAGGAAGUGGUUUCAAUAUUUCAAUGCCUUCAGUGUCAUUGCCCAAGGUCAAAGUUCCUGACUUUGAUUUGAGUCUCAAAGGCCCAGAGGUGAAAGGUGAACAUGAUAUUGACCUCCCCUCUACCGAUAUAAAGGGUGACAUCAAGGGACCAAAGGUGGAUAUAGAUGUUCCUGAGGCUGAUAUUAAGAGUCCCAGUGGAUCAUUCCACAUGCCCAAAUUCAAAAUGCCCAAGUUUGGAUUCGGUAGUGGUAAAGUAGAGGGCCCCGAUGUCAAUAUUGAUGGAAAUCUUCCAACUGCAGAUGUCAGCCUGAGUGGUCCAAAGAUAGAAGGUGAUAUUGAUGUACCUGACGUAGAUCUAGAUGUUGGUGGAGGCUCUGGUAAAAUCAAAGGUCCAAAAUUUAAAAUGCCAGAUUUCAAUAUAUCAGGACCCAAGUUUGAAAAGCCAGAUUGGAAUUUGAAAUUCAAGGGACCAAAGGCUGGAGCAGAUGUCGAUGUCCCAGAUGUUAAUCUCGAGGGUGAUCUCAAAGGGCCAGAUGUCAACAUUAAAGGUCCUAAAGUUGAUAUUGAGGGACCCGAGGCCAAAGGAAGUGGUUUCAAUAUUUCAAUGCCUUCAGUGUCAUUGCCCAAGGUCAAAGUUCCUGACUUUGAUUUGAGUCUCAAAGGCCCAGAGGUGAAAGGUGAACAUGAUAUUGACCUCCCCUCUACCGAUAUAAAGGGUGACAUCAAGGGACCAAAGGUGGAUAUAGAUGUUCCUGAGGCUGAUAUUAAGAGUCCCAGUGGAUCAUUCCACAUGCCCAAAUUCAAAAUGCCCAAGUUUGGAUUCGGUCGUGGUAAAGUAGAGGGCCCCGAUGUCAAUAUUGAUGGAAAUCUUCCAGCUGCAGAUGUCAGCCUAACUGGUCCAAAGAUAGAAGGUGAUAUUGAUGUACCUGACGUAGAUCUAGAUGUUGGUGGAGGCUCUGGUAAAAUCAAAGGUCCAAAAUUUAAAAUGCCAGAUUUCAAUAUAUCAGGACCCAAGUUUGAAAAGCCAGAUUGGAAUUUGAAAUUCAAGGGACCAAAGGCUGGAGCAGAUGUCGAUGUCCCAGAUUUUAAUCUCGAGGGUGAUCUCAAAGGGCCAGAUGUCAACAUUAAAGGUCCUAAAGUUGAUAUUGAGGGACCCGAGGCCAAAGGAAGUGGUUUCAAUAUUUCAAUGCCUUCAGUGUCAUUGCCCAAGGUCAAGGUUCCUGACUUUGAUUUGAGUCUCAAAGGCCCAGAGGUGAAAGGUGAACAUGAUAUUGACCUCCCCUCUACCGAUAUAAAGGGUGACAUCAAGGGACCUAAGGUGGAUAUAGAUGUUCCUGAGGCUGAUAUUAAAGCUCCAAGUGCGAAAUUCCACAUGCCCAAAAUCAGAUUGCCAAAAUUCGGGUUUAGUGGAGGGAAAGGAGAAGGGCCUGAUGUGAAUAUUGAUGCUCGUCUUCCUGAGGCAGAUGUGGAUCUCACAGGACCAACAAUGGAAGGUGAUUUAAAAAUGCCAGAUGUAGAUCUGGGCAUUGAGGGUGGUUCUGGUCAAACCAAAGGCCCUAAAUUCAAAUUACCAGGUUUCAGAAUUUCUGGUCCGAAGGUCCCAAAGCCAGAUUUUGACCUAGAAUUGAAAGGUCCAAAACUUUCAGGCGAUGUGGAUGUCCCUGAUGUUAAUUUGGCUGGUGACAUCAAAGGCCCGAAGAUUAAAAAACCUGGAAUCAGCAUCUCUGCUCCAAAGGUCCCAAAGCCUCAUUUAGACUUGGAACUUAAAGGCCCAAAAGUCUCCGGGGAUUUGGAAGUCCCUGCUAUUAAUAUGGAGGGUGACAUCAAAGGCACCAAAUUAGAUAUCGACGGGCCUAAUGUUAAAGAAACUGGGGCAAAAUUUUCAAUGCCUUCAAUACAUUUGCCACAUAUAACAGCUCCCAACAUUGAUUUGAAUUUCAAAGGCUCAAAAUUAAAGGGUGAUCAGAUGAGUGACAUCUCUUCACCAAGUAUCGAGGGAGAAAUUAAAGGUCCAAAGAUUGAUGUAGAGACUCCAGACAUUGACUUGGACGGUGCACACGGACAGUUCCAAAUGCCAAAAAUUAAUAUGCCCACAUUUAAGAUGAGUGGACCCAAACUGAAAGGACCUGAAGUGGACAUUAAAGCCAAUGUUCCUGAGACAGAUGUUACUGGACCAAAGAUAAAAGGUGGGGUUGAAGUUCCUGAUAUAGAUAUGGAUGUUGAUGGUAAAAUCAAAGGUCCUGGAUUUCAAAUGCCAGGCAUUAAUGUCUCUUUACCCAAAAUUAAAGCUCCUAAUUUUGAUUUUGGGUUUGAGGGUCCUGAACUGUCAGGUGGUCAUGGUGCUGCUGCUGACAUUAACAUGGAGGGUGAUAUUAAAGCUUCAGGUUUUGAUAUCCAAGGUCCCAAAGUAAAUAUUAAGGCACCUGAGAUGAAAAUUGAGGUUCCUGAUGUGAAAGGAAAUGAGGGCAAGGUUUCACUGCCCUCCAUGGGUAUUUCAGCUCCCAGUAUAACCUCCCCAGACAUGCAUUUUGACUUGAAAGGCCCCAAACUGGAAGGUACAGCUGAUAUUAAGUCUCCAAGUUUAGGUGUUGAUGUUGGUGCACCUGAGAUGGAUACAGAUGGUCAAGGUGCACAUCUGAAACUGCCAAAAAUGAAGAAGCCAAAGUUUGGAUUUGGAAUUAAAGGACCACAAGGUGACAUAAAUGCUCCAUCUCUGGACAUUUCUGGUUCUGACAUAGAUUUGAAUGUUGAUUCGCCAGACCUGAACAUAAGUACCAAAGGGAAAAAAGGCAAGUUUAAGAUGCCCAAAUUCAAUAUCAAAUCAAAGAAACCUGCAGGAGAUGUAAAGGUAACCACUCCAACGAGUGAACUUGAUUUAUCCAAGCCAGAAGCAGGUAUUAAGUCGCCAAAUCUAAGUGUAACACUUGGAUCAUCCGAUGGACAACUGAACAUCAAGCAUCCAAAAGUAAAGAAACAACGAUUUGGAAAAAUGGGCAAAUUGACAUUUCCAGAUGUUGAAUUUGAUCUGGCGUCAUCAAAAGCUAAAGGUGAACUACCUAGUUCAAAGAUUGAAGGAGACUUACAAGCACCUAAUAUUGAUGUUUCAUCUUUGGACAUUAAAGGUCCUCAUGUUGACGUCAGAGCACCAGGAGUUGAUGUCAAUGCGGAUGUUGCCUUGGAAGGACAUGGUUUCAAAGCUAAGGGCACAAAAUUAAAAUUGCCUUCACUAAACAUCAAAUCACCCAAAAUGUCUGAGCCAAAUUUGGAUAUUAAUUUAAAGGACGCAAAUCUGAAAGGUGAAGUAUCAGGAGAUGUAAAAGGACCGACGAUUGACAUAAAGAGACCUGAAAUAGAUUUUGAUGUUGAAGCUCCAAAUGUUGAUAUUGAAAAACCAGAAAGUAAAUUAAAAAUGAAAAUUAAAAAACCAAAGCUUAAUAUUUCAGGCCCCAAAUUCAAAGGUUCAGGUGUUGACAUGAAUGUUACCAUACCAAAAUUAGACACUGGAAUUAAAGGACCUGAGGUUAACAUUGAUGCACCCAGUGUUGAGCUUCAACCCAACAUCUCUGAUCCAGAUCUACGUUUGAAAGGAUCAAGUCUUAAGUCACCAGAUGGUCAUUUUGAGAGUACAGAAGGAAAGCUGAGCAUGCCUGCAAUUAACAUUUCUGGUACUAAAUUGCAAGGUCCUGAUGUGAAUCUUGACACAAAUGCACUGAAGAUAGGUGAUCUCAAGACACCAGGUGUAGAUGUCAAUUUUGAAACAUCUGAUGUGAACAUAAAUGCUGAUGGUAAAUUCAAAGGGCCCAAAAUUGCAGUACCAUCAGUUGAUAUCUCAGCACCUAAACUGGACUUAGAUGCAAAGCUUCCACAGAUAAAAGGAGAUGUCAAUAUUUCCAGCCCAAAUAUCAAAGGAAACUUUAGAGGACCAGAUGUGAAUGUAAAAGGUCCUAAUAUUGAUGUUUGUGGUGCUGAUAUUGACAUUAAAGGGGGAGAAGGAAAGCUAAACAUGCCUCAGAUCAAUCUUCCAAAAGCUGAUAUAAACCUUGCAGAGCAGAAGGUAAAAGGGAUCUCUGCCUCUGAUUUUGGUGUUAAUGUGAAGGGCCCUAAAUUAGAAGGAAGUUUGGACACUGACAUAAAAUGCCCUGAAUUGGACAUUAAGGGGCCAAAUGUGAAAAUGGAUACAUCAAAUAUUAACAUUGCUAGUUUAAAAGGAAAAGGUUCCAGUGUUGAUAUUAAUGUGCCAAAAGCUAACGUAGAAUUUUCUGGACCAAAGUUUGAGCAAGAUAUGAAGGGAGAUAUAAAUGUUGCUGUACCAGAUGUGAACUUAAGUGCUAAAGUAAAGAGCCCUGAAGUAAAACUGCCAUCAGCUGAUGUGAAAUUUGAUGCAAAAGGCCCUACAAUCAAAGGUGAUGUUAAUGCUUCCAGUUCCAAAAUUGACCUGAAAAGUCCAGAGCUUGAAGUCAAAGCUACGGACAUAAGUGCAGAUAUUAAAGCAGCAAUAGCUGAUCUUGAUGUUCCACUGGAUAAAAUGACAAUACCUAAAUUUAAACGUUCUCAAUUUCAAAUAAAAGGGCCAAAUGUAGAAUCACAUCAAAUGGCAACAGGUGUCAGUUCUUCAGGUGCACAAGGUCCAAGUGUCGAAAUUAAAGGACCACAGGCAAAUAUUAGCAUGCGAGAAGAUGAUGUGGAUGGUUCAGGGGUUAAGGUAAAAAAGGGGAAAAUUAAAAUGCCCAAAUUUAAUUUUUCUAAGUCUAAAGGGAAAGGUAGUAUUGAAGGAGCUGAGGGUGAAUUUAGUGUAUCGGGGCCAAAGAUUGAUAUUAAGGGUUCAAAGGGUAGCCUGGGAUUCAGUGAAGUUGAGAUGGAAGGAGCAGAAAUUGCUGGAUCUGGUAAAGUUUCUAGUUUGGAACUAAGCACUUCCCCAAAAAGCAAGUCUGGCACACUAGAUUUCUCAUUAUUUAAAGGCAAAAAAUCAGAACGUCAUAGGUCGUCAUCUCUGAGUGAUGAGCAUGACCUUUCACCAUCAUCCCCCAAGGGCAGAUUAGAUUUUGGAGAAGGAACUGCAGGUGCAAAAGGAAAGAAAUCAAAGCUGAAAUUUGGGACGUUUGGAGGCUUUGGGGCAAAGUCAAAGGGCUCCUAUGAGGUCACCCUUGGUGAAGGUGAGGCAGCAGCAGAGGGCAGUGGUAUCUCUCUAGUUUCUAAGAAGACCCGCCUGUCCUCCUCAUCCAGUAAUGAAAGUGGAUCCAAAGCAGGAUUCCGUCUUCCUAAGGUAGAACUAAAUAUCAACAAAAACAAAGAAUAAUUUUGUAAAUAGAGCCUGAGUCCUUGUAAAUAGAAAUUAACUGCAUUACUUUUUAACUGAUAAGCCAAGGCACAGAGGUCCAUUGGACUUCAUCCCUAUCUCAUUGGCAGGUCAAAAGUCAAAUGGAUUAUUUAAAAGUGUUGAGUCAUUGUUUUUGUUUUUACAAUGCGAGAAUUGAACCAUAGCCAGAUCUGACCUGCAGAUAUUUCAAACACUUCUGUACCAGCUAACACAACAAACUGAAGUUCUAUUACUACAAGCUGAAAGCAAUAGCCUACUAGCAGAAAAAUAAACUAUUUUGAUACAUUUUCUAUGUAGUGGUUUGUUAUUUUCAUAUACUGGUAAAAUUGAGGUGUUAAAACAUGUAAUCACUGGUGCUCUCUCUAGCUUACUUUAUUCAAUGGAAUGCAGCUAAUCUGUGAGAGGUUUUAUUGAUUAAUGAUUUGAGCGGAGACAGUUGGAGAGGAAGAGUUUAAGUUGUCUUUAGACCAAUAAAAGCUAUCCUAUCUAUAUGAAAAAAGUAUUUUGGCAUUAGCCAAAACAGACUCAAUUCGUCCAGUGAUUGGUGUUGUAUUGCCAGAGUCCAACCACAAUAAGGUUUGGCCAAUUUUAUUUCCUUGUAAACUUACAGGGCUGCAGAAAAAUGUAUUCAGGACAGCUUAAAUUUUUCUCUUUGUAAAAUGUGCUAACUGUUGGUCUGUGGAUCUAGUUAAGGCAUGUUUCCACUGUGAAUCUGAGUGUUAAUGCCAUCCUGCCUCUUUAUCUUCUGCUCCUGCUGCUGUAAUCUUUUAUUCCAAGUCCUAUCUCCCAAAGCCACAGAUAAAAAGGCCUAGAGAAAUUAUUCAACCUUCAACUAUGCAGUUUGGAUCAGUUUGAGUCAUUAGUAUUAAAUACUAUGAAACACUAAAUUAAAUAACACAACUUAUUUGCACUUCAAAUAUCCCAUUCCCUUCCCACCUUCUCCUCCUCCCAAUUCCCUUUACCUUCCGGCAAUACGACUUGGUUGCUAACUGCACUGCUGUCAGGUGUAAAUUUCAGAAUGGAAAGGGUGGUCUGAGAUAGGCUUGCUAACAGCAUGUAUGUAUCGGCAGGCCUGUGAAGGAGCCUGCACUUACUGAUUUAAUAGCAUUAUAAAGCAGAAUAUGACAGCACUGCACUAAAAUACUGCUUUGUCUGAAUCCACAGAUCGCACCAAACUCCCUGUAACAUAACAAACCCUUUCCUUUUGUUACAAAUUACAGGAAAAUUGUGACUUUUCUAGAUUUUCUUACCAUUUCUUUGUUCCAUUCUACAGUUGUUAAUAGAACUUCUUCUUCAUAAUUCUGUCUACACUUUUAUGGCAAAGUUUAUGGUAGACGAUGGGAAUGUAAGACAAGUGUGUACCUUGUAAAAAUCAAAUAAAUUGUUCAUUACCCUGAAUUGGAAA